UAUCCCAUUUCUCUUCCCUUUCUCUGUGAGACUUCUCUCUGCUAUCGCUGCAUUUUCUGGACUUUUACUUCGCAUUGGACACUAUUCUUACGACGUUCCUACUUCCCUUCCUUAGUGUAUCAGUCGCACCACUCUGACAUUGCACCUUCGCAUAACUUCUCCUCUGAACGUUGUGUUUGUGAUCAAUGUUCCGUGUAACACUCCUUUGUUUUCUUCCUUUCGCACUUGAGAGCUUGAAAUCACUGAGGUACCAAGUGGGCAUCGUCUAACUACCGUUGGUUUCGUAUCAUUGGAAGCUACUUGCUUUAUCAGCUGAUUCUCGUAGAGCAGGGGUUAACAAUUCUGAAAGAUUACUUUUUGUGCUGCUGGAUGAUUUUGUUGCUCUGAUAGGUUUGCUCACUAUGGCCGAAAACCAAAAGAGCUUGGACUCAUCUCAGGCGUUGGACACGGAAGAAUCUGCAGUUCAAGACUUCUUGCAAAUUCUGGAGGAGCAUCGAAAGAAUUGUGAGAGGCAAGGCAAGUAUGUCGAAGCGGAGAUCGCCAAGAAUCGUCUUGAAGAACUCCGUCAGCAUGAAGAGAAUAGGCGGAGAGAGGCGAUGAGGAGCAGGCAGAUUGCCGAGCGGUUGGGUGUAGAGGAGGCACACAUGCUCGAAUUCCAGCAGUUCAACGCGCUGUGGGACAAGAGGAUGGCGGAGUUUGAACAGAAGAGCGCAGACCUGGAGGAAGCAAUGAAGGAGCGUCAUGGGACUGAGCUGAUGGAAUACAUUCGAAACGCGCAGAGCGAACCUCUGAGAAAACCCAAGUUCUCAAAGGAGCUCCUGAAUCUGAGAAAGAUCCAGCAAACGCUUGCGAAGCAGAAGGAGUAUGCAGAGGCUCACAAGAUCAAACUUAAGGCAGACAACUUGGAGGCCUUCGAGCUCGAGAAGAUGAGAAAUCAACAUCAAAUGAGGCUCUCCAAUGUCGUGGAGAAGUUCAAAGCGAAGCAGACGUCAGAGCUUGGGGCCUUGAGAAAGCGAGUGCAGACGGGGCGAGAGGAGCAGAAGAAGCAGAGGCAACUCGAUCUCGAGCGGCUGCUCCAACGCUAUCAGAACGUGAAAUCAGAACUUGAAUCACAGCAGAACAUCGAGAGGAUACGCGCAGAGAAGUUCAUGAGCUAUCACCUCAACUCCAAGACUUCCGCCUCCCUCUCGCCUACAGCUAAUCGACAGAACUCGUCGGGGAGCAUCGGCCGUUGAGGGAGCCAGUUCUCAACCCACGAUCACUUCUAAUGAUGACAAGGACGAUGGUCAACUGUUGUCGGUGGGACUCCCUGCCGACUUGUUAUUUUUUAGUUCCGUUCCGGUUGCAGGACUUGACGAGCGGUGAAGGACUUGUCUCUUGCCCGUGACCUUGCUGCGCAUGCAGGAGAGGGUGGGGAGACAGUCUUUUCACUCGACUGAGUGUAUAGAUCUCAACGAGGGAUUUCUUCGAUGAAUUUUCUUAA
This is a messenger RNA of Guillardia theta CCMP2712, 1483 nucleotides long. RefSeq lists its product as hypothetical. Lineage: Eukaryota; Cryptophyceae; Pyrenomonadales; Geminigeraceae. The record is from RefSeq and is a predicted model, not a curated record. The coding region runs from base 402 to 1235 and encodes 277 amino acids. The transcript has 4 exons.